AUGGACCAUGUUGAAGGUUCCGGAAAUAACAAUAACAUGAUGGGAUGGUCCGAUGACGAAGAUUUAGGCAGCGAGGGAUCUGGUGUGCCGGAGAUGGAAGGUUCCGGCGAUACGGAAGGUAUUCAUGAUGCUAUCGUGCCAGUCGUCACAGCCGAGGAUGUCCGGCAAACAGAACGUACCGUUCUCGAUUCUACUACAAGCACCUCUACUUUUACAGAGCAGCGACUCGAAACAAGACCACCAACUCGACCACCGGUUAUUGCAAAGCCACCAGCAGCCGGCUCGACAGAUCGUUCCUCGUUGUCCAUAUUAACUGCAUUCGUUAUUCUCUGGGCGCCACUGUUGUUUUAUUAG
Messenger RNA from Gongylonema pulchrum, 354 nucleotides. Lineage: Eukaryota; Metazoa; Nematoda; Chromadorea; Rhabditida; Gongylonematidae. The record is from the annotation of a GenBank genome assembly.